AUGAAUAGUGGCAUGGAGCACUUGUCCGUCACGACGGCCAGCAUUGGCCUCUUGGCUGUCGGCGGCAAGAUCCUGGACAUGCUGCUAGAGUUGAACGCGGUGCUGGGCCUGAAAACCACCCUCAUCAACGAAGCCAUGUUGGAAUCCAAGCAAUGCCGCUCCUCAGCCCACAUUCUAUACAAAACGCUCUGUCUGCUUGAAUCGGCGCGUCUGCCGUUCCCGGAGCGCAGCACCUGGAUCCAAGCUGAUGACGUCGUUGUUACCAUGGCCGACACUGUCUUGGCCUUUUCGGAGCUGCAAGAUGUGUGCUACGCCAUCGACAACCUUCUUUCAGCCUCGACCGCACCCACAGUCAUUUGCGAGAAUUUUGACCCUAAAUUGCGCAGUCUGUGCGCGCGCAUUCGAUGGCAUAACCUAUCCAUGACCAUGAUGACAACUGUUCUGCAAUGCCCUGGUAUGGUCGAUGCCGAAAACAGUCGGGCAGGCUUAGAAAAACGCAUUAUUCGCUUGCUUUCUUCAAACGUGGAACUCGCCAACCGAAUGCGAACGCUAAUUGAUGUGUUUGCCAACAUUCACGGCCCUGCCGGCUCGCUCGUCAAUUAUCGCCUCGCUGCACAGCAGCCUGCUCUCGAAGAGGAAGUUGCACGCUCCUCUAGCUCGCAGGGUUCGCGCCAAAGAAGACCAUGGUCGACCCUUUCCGGCUAUACUCUGGCCGAUAUGCCCAUCAUGUCCGUCAUCCCAAUUCCUGUCACUACUGGUGAGCUGCUCGACGGCGAACAGUGUUACACCUUCGAUUUCGCGCGCCGAGUAAGCCACGACUUGAGUGAACUCAUGAAGGCCGACGCCGGCCAAGGAACAAGCCGAUCCCUUGGAUUCAUUCUGGGCAAACCUGCCAACUUUGCACAUUACAACAAUAGUACCAACGCCAGUAAAGCAGCCUCGGAACCGAUAAUGCCCACGACGAACCCAACUAUCGUAGUCCCCCAGCCGCGCAAGAAGAAGCGGUGGCGGUGA
This is a messenger RNA of Cordyceps militaris CM01, 1014 nucleotides long. RefSeq lists its product as uncharacterized. The coding region runs from base 1 to 1014 and encodes 337 amino acids. NCBI's taxonomy places the organism in Eukaryota, Fungi, Ascomycota, Sordariomycetes, Hypocreales, Cordycipitaceae. The transcript is spliced from 2 exons. The record is from RefSeq and is a predicted model, not a curated record.